Messenger RNA from Gambusia affinis (western mosquitofish), 2203 nucleotides. RefSeq names its product thioredoxin domain containing 5 (gene txndc5). The coding region runs from base 41 to 1279 and encodes 412 amino acids. Gene Ontology annotation, molecular function: protein disulfide isomerase activity. The transcript has 10 exons. The record is from RefSeq and is a predicted model, not a curated record. Gene Ontology annotation, cellular component: endoplasmic reticulum. NCBI's taxonomy places the organism in Eukaryota, Metazoa, Chordata, Actinopteri, Cyprinodontiformes, Poeciliidae. Gene Ontology annotation, biological process: protein folding.
UUGUACCAGCAGGGACACCGUUCUCCAGCCGAGAUUCACCAUGGCCUCUGCACUGACUUGCACAGCAUUUACUUCGUGUUUACUGUCUUUUACGUUACUAUUUGCUGUUGUGUUUUGCGACGCUGAUGCAGAAGAAGAGGAGCAUGCCAAGCACACAUACACUGUAGAGAUGUUCACCGAGGCGGUGCCAACUGCACCCCACUUUGUCAUGUUUUACGCACCAUGGUGCGGCCAUUGCCAGAGACUGCAGCCUGCAUGGAAUGAACUGGCAGACAAAUACAACGGCAUGGAUGAUCCUCCUGUAUAUGUGGUGAAAGUGGACUGCGUCCAGAACACCAAGUUCUGUUCCAGCGAGCACGGCGUCAGAGGAUACCCUACACUAAAGUUGUUUAAGCCAGACCAAGAAGCAGUGAAGUACCAGGGACCAAGAGAUCUGCAGUCCUUGGAGACGUGGAUGCUGAAGACACUCCAGGAGGAGCCUUCAGAACCAGUAAGUGAGCAGGAGCCCCUUAAGGCCCCAGAGCCCAAACAGGGCAUGUAUGAGCUCACUGCAGCUAACUUUAAGGAACACAUAUCCAAAGGUUCUCAUUUUAUUAAGUUCUUUGCACCCUGGUGCGGCCACUGCAAAGCCAUGGCGCCGACCUGGGAGCAGCUGGCCUCCAGCUUCGAGCACGCCGACGACGUAAAGAUAGGAAAGGUGGACUGCACACAGCACUACGAGGUGUGCUCCGAGAACGGUGUCAGAGGAUACCCAACACUACUGUUCUUCCACAACGGACAAAAGAUAGAGCAAUACAAAGGGAAGAGAGACCUGGACUCGUUCAAAGAAUUUGCAGACAACCAGCUGAAGGCUGCGCUCUCUGCAGAGCAGAAGGAGGACGCAGCCGAGGAGCAGAAAUCAAACGAGAUUCCCACUGAUGAGCCAGCAGACGAGGAGGUAAAGUCCGACGUGUUGAUCCUCACCGAGAGCAACUUUGACGAAACGGUAGCGAAGGGCUUCACCUUCGUCAAAUUCUACGCUCCAUGGUGUGGUCACUGCAAGAAUCUCGCUCCAACUUGGGACGACCUUUCCAAGAAGGAGUUUCCUGGUCUCACCGAUGUCAAGAUCGCCAAAGUGGACUGCACCGUCGAGCGCACACUGUGCAACAAGUAUUCUGUGCGGGGUUACCCAACGCUGGUCAUUUUUAGAGCCGGGGCGCAGGGUGAUGAGCAUCACGGGGGGCGGGACCUGGAGAGCCUGCACAGCUUCGUGAUGAGGCAGGCGAGAGACGAGCUGUAGGAAGCAACACCUCUAUACCUGGAGUCUCCUGUUAUCUGGCCAGCUGGACAAGAGUCUCUGUCCUGCAGCUGCCAAGUCGGAUUUCCUUCAGGAAGGAGUUAAGCCAGCGACAGACUGAUGUCAUCAUCUGGGUCUCGUUUUUUUUUCUUUGUUUUUUUUUUUUUGUUUUUUUUUUUUUGUAUUUACAGACAGAAUAAAUGUGUUUGAAAUGUACUGUUUUUUAUGAAUCUCUCGUGCUGAAAUCUUACAUUUGUAAAUCUCUGCAAGCACUGGUCCAAUAACUGACAACUGUACCAAGUUGUACCCCAAAUGAACUGAUAUGCAUUGGGAACUGUUCAUUAAAAAUCUUGUUGUUUUUUUUUGUUUUCUGACUCCUGUGGGUUCCCUUUCCCUCCUACUAAAAUUAUAAACCUCUGCUGUUAUGACGCUGUGACUCCUGAGUUGUAAAAGUUGUGACGUCUCUGUGAGGUUGAGGGUUAUUUUAAAGGUACAUCAUGUAUAUCUGUUGAUAGCCUAUCUGAUGCAACUCUCAGGGAAAAUAAGUGGACCAGAAUAAUGUCACUCACACAAGAUUGUAGUUGAGACGGUAACCUGAGCCGUGGACGAGGACCAGAUUGUUUACACUUCACUAAAUACAAAAAGCUCUAAUAAUGAGCUUCGUUUCAUGCGAAAUGUAUACGUGACGUCUUUUGACUUUUGAAGUUUCAAGUAAUUAAUUUUGCAAUUGUAUUUUUAGUUUGCCUCUUUUUUUAAAAAAACAAAGAACAUCCAAAUGCAGUUUGUUUAUGUUUUUAUCAAACUAAGUGAAUUGCAGAUCAGGACCAUCUGCAUUUAUUUCUUUAUCACUGAUUUUUGCAUUGAUUGAAGCAUCAUUGAAUGUCCCUGGUAUAAAUAUGAAUAGUUUAUUAAAUGACAAUAACACAA